Xyrauchen texanus (razorback sucker) is the source of this 2060-nucleotide messenger RNA. RefSeq lists its product as uncharacterized. Bases 13 to 2043 code for a protein of 676 amino acids. Gene Ontology annotation, molecular function: ubiquitin-protein transferase activity. Lineage: Eukaryota; Metazoa; Chordata; Actinopteri; Cypriniformes; Catostomidae. The record is from RefSeq and is a predicted model, not a curated record. The transcript has 13 exons.
UUUCCCAAAAAAAUGGCGGCAAGUAGCAAUACGCUGUUCAAAUUGCUACGGGAUGUGGCAGAUCAACUGGAGAGUUCAGCAGCAUCAUCAUCAUCAAGUCCGGAACCAUCAACGUCGUCAGAUUCAAGAUUGAUGACACCCAGACACCCAGUGGACACCGAAGUUGCAAGACUAUUUAGUCCUUACAACAGAGGAAGAGGAUUGGCGAGACGGACGAGCUUGCCCGUGAUGAGCCGUGCAGUAUCCUGCAGCUUUACUCAUAUCUUCUGCUGUCUUGAUGAUAAAAAUGCAGUUUUGGUACCCAGUCGCUGUGCAAAAGAGCGGUUGUUUUCUGCUGGAUUAGGAGAGAAACGUGUGACGUUUCGAGGAUGCCAUACAGAUCCCCAAAAAUUUAAAGAUGUCAUAAUGGAAGCUUUUCCAAAACUCCGACAAGGUGGUGGGUUUGAGUUACUAAAAAUAUCUGGGAACACAAGAAGCCGCCAUCUCAGCUUGAUACCCUGCCCAAAUGAGGGAUACCAUGUAAAGUAUUUGAAAGAUCCUCAAAAUCAAAUUGGUCAUUCAACCAUUUUCAUUCGUCCACUUCAACGAAACUUAGAAGUUGAAUCAACAAGCCAUCCUAACAGAGAUGAGUUGAUAGGACCACCUCAGAAAUGUGUUGUGUGUGGAGAUGAAUUCCCGUUUGCAGAGAUCAAGUGUCAUAGUGAUGAGUGCAUGAGGUCAGCAGAGGUCAGUGGUGAGGUAGUGAGUGAGAGAGCUACACAAAGUGCCACUUCAAGCAACACUGAAAGUAGAAUUGUGAGGCAGGAGAGGAAUGUUUCAAGUGCCAGUGUCAGAGACAGAGCAAUGCAGGUUCAAGGAAACCAUGUUUCACAGGUCAUCACAAUAGAUUGUGAGGAGGGCACUGAACUUGAUGAUUGGAAAUUUGAGCCAGAUCCGACAGAGGCCUUAAAAAAGUACAGAGAAAUCAUCUUGAGGAAGCAUGAAACUGGAAAGGAGCUCAGUUUGCAGAUGGACAUGAGAGAGUCUCCUGAAGAUAGGGAGAGGGCAAUCCUGACUUUUUAUAAGACCGCAAAUGUAGAAUGGGCUUGCCCUUUAAAAUGUACACUACAUGGUGAUCCCGCAAUUGGAGAUGGAGUGACUCGUCAUGUUUUCGCAACAAUUAUGUCAAAACUUCAGCAUGGUUUUGAACUACAACUUGUACCAGGAGGAACUCUUCUUUUUGAGGGUGAAAAGGAUCACUUGAUUCCCUCAACAUCUCAGUGUCUUCUGGAUAGUGACUUCUUUGUGGUGGCAGGUCGUAUGAUUGGGCACUCUUUUCUGCAUGGUGGUCCAUGCCUAACAGGUUUAAGCCCAGCAAUAGUGCAUGUGCUUUUUGGUGGAUCCCCUGAAACUGCCACAAUAGAUGUUCUGGACUGUGCUGACAUUGAUGUCCGUCAAGUAAUAAAGAUGUUGGAAGGCACAGGUGAAUUAUCAUUAGAAGAAAAGAGCGCUAUUACAGACCUUGCGGUGUCUUGGGAUUUGCCUGGAGUGACAUCAGAAAACAGAAGAUGGCUGCUUGAAAAACUACUCAUACAUGCUGUCCUUGAAAGAACCUGCAAGCAGGCAAAACAGCUACGCCGGGGUUUGAAGGAGACGUUGAUCUGGCCUUUGCUGACUGAAAGGAAAGACACAAUUCCUCUUCUCUUUCCUAGGACUAGUGAUACACUGUACACCCCAUUGAUGAUCUUGGAGAGGAUACAUUGGCCUACAGAAGAUGAAGACAGUGAGGUCUCAAUUGAAGAAACAUGUAGGCUCACAGGAUUCCUUCGCACAUUCAUUGAGAACUCUUCUUAUAACACCUUGCGGUUUCUGCUCAAAUUCUGGACUGGAUGGGAUGUGCUGCCCAGGAGCCUAGAUGUUGAGGUGGUGGAGGGAAACCUACCGAAGUCUUCCACAUGCUAUCAAACUCUCAAGCUUCCUAGUCAUUAUAAGGACUACAUUGCCUUUGAGAGAGACUUUUUUGCUGCUAUCUGGAGCACAGAUUAUGGAUUUGGAAUGGUCUGAUUUCAUACUAGGAAUAC